UGAUUGUCAUAACAUUCACGUGAAAACAUUUCAUCGAAAUAAAGAAUCAAUGAACUGUGAUAAAAUGAGUGCAAAUAACGAUGAGUGCAAUAACGAGACUGAUAUUCUCAAUCAAAAGGACAGUCGUAGGAGAAACGUUGAUAAAUCUUUGUCUCAUGGAGAUAUUAACAAAACGAUAAACUGUAAUGAUGAAUAUACUAAUAAUGAAAACGAUGAGAAUGAUGCCAACUAUUCAAACUCUGAUUGCCAGAAGAAUAUUCUUAUGCCUAUGUCUUGUAUAUAUACAAGCAAUAUCAGGGAUUCUGAUGAUAAAAAUACAACUACUAAUGAGACUAAGAACUGCAGUCCAAAAUGUAAUUCACUGAAUAGCGUUGACUUAUUACGUGAUGCCCAUGAUGAAACUAUUACAACAAUACAUUCUAAUGAAGGAAGUGGUGGAAAUGACGAAACUGGAAUCUCUAUCCAAGAUUUCUUUACUGAAGAAUGUGAUAUGAUGCUUCCUGUAAUUGCAAUUUCAGAUAUUAACAGCAAUUUGUAUGGCGUAAAUGUGAUCAAUCAGAGAGAUAUUAAUACAGAAAGCGAAAACAUUGAAGUCUCAAUUUCUUCUGCAUAUAAUGGCUGUGCAUUUAACAAUGUGGACAAGUGUGUUAAGCGAUUGACAUUUAGCACUACUGAAGAACCAUCUGUAGAUGCAGGAAACGUAUGCGCGCUUCCUACUUGCCAAGAUAAUACUAACCCAGAAAUUGUCGAUGUUUCAAUAUCUAAUGAUAAUGAUAAUGAUGAAGAUGCAGAUUAUACACCUUCAGAACACAGUUCUUUAGACAGUGAAUCUCCACAAAACCACGCGCCAAUUGUUAACCAGACUACAACUUCUAUUUCAAGUUUUGAUACUUCAAACACGAAUGUUGUUGGUACAUCAGCAUGUAACGAUGAAGUCAUGUAUGUGGAAAACUCUAACACGAAAUCAAGGAAACGAUACUAUUGCACUUUUUGUAUGAAGCCACAAGCACAGCUUCCACGACAUUUAGAGACAGUACACCGUGACGAGCCGGAAGUGAAAAAGUUUGCCGUUUUGUCUAAAAAAGACCCAGAAAGGAAGAAAAUAAUAGAUGGCAUUCGAAAGGCUGGUACCUUCAAAUUUAACACGAACCCAGAAUUUAAUACUGGGCAAUUAAUUGUGUGUAGACGUCCAAAUAAAAAAGCCAAUAAGGCUGCUACAGAUUUCAUUGCCUGUGUAAAAUGUAAAGACUUUUUUGCAAAAAGUAGUAUUCGACAUCAUUCACGAGUUUGCAUUAAAAAGGAUUUUCGAAAAAAUAAGACUAUUAUGAUUAUGGGCAGGCAAAUUACAGGCAGAAUACAUCCACUUGCAAAUGAGACUUUAAGAAAAACGGUGUUUCCCGUUAUGCGAGAUGAUCUAGUAACACGUAUUAUAAGAUAUGACAAAUUACUGAUCUUAUAUGGUAACAAGUUGUGUGUGAAAUAUAAGGCGCAACACCAGCACGACAUGAUUCGUGCACGUCUACGUCUUCUUGGCCGUUUUCUAUUAGUACUGAAAGAGAUAAAUAAAAAGAUAGAAGAUUUUCAAUCGAUAUAUUAUCCCCAAAUAUACGAUGACUGCAUUUCUGCGAUUAACGAAGUUGCAGGAUAUGAUAAUGAGAAACAACUUUAUGCAACUCCUGCAGUAGCGGCUAACUUGUCAACUCUCAUUAAACAUAUAGGAAAUCUUCUUGUAAUGGAAUGCAUCAAAAAACAAGAUGAAGAGAAAAAGAAAUUAGUUAAAGACUUCUUAAAAUUAUUAGUAGUAGAUAUUGGUACCAGCGUAAAUAGGACUGUUUUCGAAACGCAAUCGGCGCAUAAAAGGCAUAAGAAAGUAAAUCUGCCGUCACUGGAAGAUAUUAAAAAAUUGCACUCAUAUUUGGUAAAAAGAAGGACUGAAGCUUAUGCGCAGAAGUGA
Molecule: messenger RNA, 1954 nt
Organism: Temnothorax curvispinosus
Lineage: Eukaryota; Metazoa; Arthropoda; Insecta; Hymenoptera; Formicidae
Exons: 10
Coding region: 50-1954 (634 amino acids)
Source: RefSeq, a predicted model, not a curated record